Molecule: messenger RNA, 6183 nt
Organism: Elgaria multicarinata webbii
Lineage: Eukaryota; Metazoa; Chordata; Lepidosauria; Squamata; Anguidae
Gene: WAPL
Product: WAPL cohesin release factor
Exons: 20
Coding region: 231-3803 (1190 amino acids)
Source: RefSeq, a predicted model, not a curated record
GCGAGCUCAGUCAGACGGUUGGGAAUCCGGAGAGUGACGUGCGCGCGAGGCCCCGGGAGCCUCCGCCGGCCCCGUCCUUCGCCGCCGCCGCUCCCGGCAGGUUUUUGCCCCCCUCGCUCGCUCCCCUCCCUGGGCCUUGCUGAGUAAUUAAAGAAGAUGCUAGUCUGAAAACCUGAGUGCUGUACUGAUUGCAAACUUCCCUUGGCAGAGAAUAUGAAACAGGUGUCAAAAUGACAUCCAGAUUUGGGAAGACAUACAGCAGGAAAGGGGGCAAUGGAAGUUCAAAAUUUGAUGAAGUUUUUUCCAAUAAACGGACCACUCUUAGUACAAAAUGGGGAGAAACUACCUUUAUGGCCAAGCUAGGACAGAAGAGGCCAAACAUCAAGCCAGACAUUUCUGAAAUUCCUAAAAAACCCAAAGUAGAAGAGGAAGCAAUAGAAGAUCCAUUUGGAUUUGAUAGUGAUGAAGAAUCGCUGCCAGUAUCUUCAAAGAACGUGUCACAAGCUAAAGGUUCCUCUCAAUUGGAGUCUGUUGAAACACCACAGUCUGGAGACUUCUCUUCCGUACUUGAAUCUAAUAGCAAAAGUACUCAGUCAAUCAGUGAAGAUAUUUUGUCCGGCAAAUGUGUGUCUUUUGACAAUGCAGUCCAAGGCUUAAAAGAGAAGAACUCAAACAGAAACAUGGAUGAUGGUGACAUCAAAAGCAACCUUAUAAUUGCAGAUGCAGUACAGAAUUUUAGUGAGGACAAUGAAAACAGUCACUUCAUCUACAAGAAUGCUGAAGACAAUAAUACAAUUAAUACUCAAAUAGCAGAAAUCUCUGGGUACAACAUUGAAAUCAAGGAAUCUCAUGAUUCUUGGGACUCCCAUAUUGGGAAGAGGGACUCUCCAUCAGAAAUGUCACAUAAUAAAGGAUCAUUAGUGACUGGCUUAUAUGAAUGGGAAGAUGAGAAUGAGGAUAGCCGAAGAGGAGAAUAUAUGUUAGGUUUUGAUGAGGAACCACUUUCAGAGAUAAAAAGCAAGGAUGAAGAUCUAGUCAAAGAAGAAAUGGAAAGCCCAAAGGAAGCCAUUAGCGAAGAACUGAUGCAAACUGUUCUCAGGCCAAGUAAUUGUCGGACAUACUGUAGAUCUAACAAAACAAAAUCGCAGGGAAUGACAAAUUUUGAUAAGCUACUGGAUGGCACUCUUCAACCUCUAGCCAAAGCAAACAGUGAUUCAAAUACUGAUGGUCUGAACCCAGUAAGAAAAGUUGCUUUAAGUAGUGGGACCAGUUUUAGAGGGACAGUUGGAAGGACUAGAGACUACACUGUUCUUCAUCCAUCAUGCUUAUCGGUUUGUAAUGUUACUAUACAAGAUACCAUGGAUCGUAUAGAUGAAUUUGCCACAGCUGCACCUACUGAUUUGGGAGAAGCAGGGCGUUUAAGAAAGAAAGCUGACAUUGCAACGACCAAGACUACAACUAGAUUUCGACCUAGCAAUACCAAAUCCAAAAAAGAUGUCAAAUUGGAAUUCUUUGGGUUUGAUGACAACGAUGAAGGAGGGGGUGGUGAAGGUGGAUCUAGAACCUCUGGAAGCUCAAACUAUAAAAUUAAAUAUUUUGGUUUUGAUGACCUAAGUGAAAGUGAGGAUGAUGAUGAAGAGCGACAGUUAGAAAGGAAAGUUAAAAAAAGAAGCAGAACAGCACCAUCCUCUUCCUCACUUCAGUCCAGUUCUGAUGGAAGUGAGAACUAUUCACAGGACAGCCAGUCGAGCACUAAUCCAGAGCUGCUGGAGUUUCCAGAAGAUUCAUCCAGUAUUCCUGAAAGCAAUAAGAAAUUCACAAAUCCACAAGGUGAUAAGUCUAAGGAGAACACACGAAAAAUAUUUAGUGGACCAAAGAGGUCACCAACAAAAGCUGUAUACAAUGCUAGACAUUGGAAUCAGCCAGAAUCUGAGGCUCUUCCAGCAUCACAAGUCUUGAAAAAUCCAAGUGUCCCUGUAAGGCUGUCUUCAAAGGAGGCAGUUAAUAAAGAUGAUGGGGUGUUUAAAGCUCCUGCACCACCUCCCAAAGUGAUAAAAACUGUGACUUUACCCACUCAACCCUAUCAAGAGAUAGUAACUGCCUUGAAAUGUAGGAAAGAAGACAAAGAAUUAUACACUGUUGUUCAACAUGUGAAGCACUUCAAUGAUGUAGUAGAAUUUGGAGAGAAUCAAGAGUUCACAGAUGAUAUUGAAUACUUGUUAAGUGGACUGAAGAGCAAUCAGCCCCUAAACACCCGUUGCCUUAGUGUUAUCAGCCUGGCGACAAAGUGCGCCAUGCCCAGUUUCCGGAUGCAUUUGAGAGCACAUGGAAUGGUAGCUAUGGUCUUCAAAACACUGGAUGACUCGCAGCAUCACCAGAACUUAUCGCUUUGUACAGCAGCUUUAAUGUAUAUCUUGAGCAGAGAUCGCUUGAACAUGGAUCUAGAUAGAGCCAGCUUAGAUCUAAUGAUUCGGCUUCUGGAACUAGAGCAAGAACCUUCAUCCAAAUUGUUCAAUGAAAAGGACAUGAACAAAAUUAAGGAAAAAAUUAGAAGACUCUGUGAAACUGUUCACAAUAAACACCUUGAUCUAGAAAAUAUAACGACCGGUCACUUGGCAAUGGAGACCCUGCUCUCUCUCACGUCAAAACGGGCAGGAGACUGGUUUAAAGAAGAGCUGCGACUUCUUGGUGGACUUGAUCAUAUUGUAGAUAAAGUUAAAGAAUGUGUUGAUCACUUGAGCAGUGAUGAGAAUGAAGAGAAAUUGGUUGCUUCAUUAUGGGGAGCAGAAAGAUGUUUACGGGUUUUAGAAAGCGUAACAGUUCAUAAUCCAGAGAAUCAAAGUUACUUGAUAGCAUAUAAAGAUUCACAGCUCAUAGUCUCUUCAGCUAAGGCAUUGCAGCAUUGUGAGGAGCUGAUUCAGAGAUACAACCGUGCUGAAGACACCAUCUGUCUUCCAGACAGUAAGCUGCUGCCUCACCAGAAUGUAACAAACCAUGUGGGUAAGGCAGUGGAAGACUGUAUGAGAGCCAUCAUUGGCGUCUUACUCAAUUUAACAAAUGAUAAUGAGUGGGGUAGCACUAAAACAGGCGAGCAAGAUGGUCUUAUCAGCACAGCUCUGAAUUGUGUGCUUCAGGUUCCAAAGUUCCUACCUCAAGAACAGAGAUUUGAUAUUCGGGUUCUGGGUUUGGGUCUCCUGAUCAAUCUGGUAGAGUACAGUGCAAGAAAUCGUCAUUGUCUUGUGAAUAUGGAAACAUCUUGUUCCUUUGAUUCCUUCUGUUUGGGAGAAGCUGAUGAUAGCAUAAUCAUAUCUGGACAGAUGGCUGCCGUUCAGGCUUUAGUACAGUUGUUCCUUGAGCGUGAACGAGCAGCACAGUUGGCAGAGAGCCAAACGGAUGAGCUGAUUAAAGAAGCUCCUACUGCACAACAUGACAAGAGUGGGGAGUGGCAGGAGACAAGUGGAGAAAUCCAAUGGGUCUCUACAGAAAAGCCAGAAAAUGCAGAAGAGAAAGAUAAGAAAGAAGAAGAUGAAGAAGAGCUUGAUCUUAAUAAAGCCCUUCAGCAUGCUGGGAAGCACAUGGAAGAUUGCAUUGUGGCAUCAUAUACAGCAUUGCUUCUGGGCUGUCUCUGCCAGGAGAGUCCAAUCAAUGUGACUAGUGUGAGGACAUACUUACCUGAAGGGGACUUCUCAAUCAUGACAGAAAUGCUCAAAAAGUUUCUUAGUUUUAUGAACCUUACUUGUGCUGUUGGAACAACAGGCCAGAAAUCUAUCUCUAGAGUGAUUGAAUACUUGGAACACUGCUAGAUACUCACAUUCUGCAACAAGCAUUCGAAUGCUGGAGCUCUACCCUUUACACAAAGGAAGAAGUCGUGAAAAGUCCUUGAGGAUGCACCAAGAGCAUUCAUCAGUCUCAUUCGUGUUUGGAUUUUUAAGGCUACCUGGUCUCUUAACCACAUACACUCAGCAUUUUCUGAAAGACAGUUACCACAUCAAUCUGCAACUAUCAAAAAUGAGGGGGAAAACAUCUGAGGAAAGUAAAUCAAGAAUUCAUGAUGUUUAUAAUAAUGCAGUGCAGUAUUUAAAUAUAUUUGGCAGGGUUUACUCUCCCUCUUUAUUUUUCUGGCUUUGUUUGUGACAACUUUAAAGGGGAAAAACUUGCUGCUGGUAGUGCAACUGCUGUUUACUGUUGAGCCACUGUUUUUCAUGCCAGCCAGGUGCAAAGGCAGCUUUAGCUACUGAGGUAUCAAAAAUCUUCUAAUAAAGAUGCUCUGGGCAGCAGCAUUGCUCUGAUUUGAGUUUAAUUUGCUCUUGCUUUUUAAAGAGAUUAUUCCAAAAUCAUAAAAAAUAGAAAAUUUUUAAAUACUUUUUUGUGAUUUUGACUACUGUCUAUAUUUAAAAUGUGUUGGAAUCCAAAGAGGUUGAGGCUUGGAUAGUUUAUUUUUUAUACUGUUUUGAUUGAAAAUUGGGUUGUUGGAAACUACUUCUCAGUUUUUAAAAUUGUCGUGGCCUACGUACUGUAAACUGAUUGACCAUAACACUUCAUAGCUCUAAGAGAGGCAUGCAGGAGAGAGAAAAAAUCCCCUCCCAGCUGGUGGCUGUGUCUAUAUUUUUUUAAAAAUGCAGUAACUGUAAAAUGUGCCCUGUUAAAAAGGAUAGUGUGAAACAAUGUUCAAUGCCAGGGUCGUUUAUACUUCGUAAUAAGCAAAAACUUUUAAAUGCUGUUGAUUUUUUUUUUCAAGAAAGAAAUGUGGAGCUAAAACACCAAUGGGGAUUAAUGUUUCGAGUUGACAUAAUCUUUCUAUUUCUUCUUUAGUAUUGCGCAGGUAAAUGCAUACAAUAACAAAGCCUUAAAUAGCUGAAUAUAGCGAAGAUUUUGUUCUGUGUGGGGGUCUAGUUCACAGCAAAGGAUUGUGUUGGGACUUUAGUGGAACAAAACUCCCUGCAAAAUACUUUUUGUUGUUGUUGAGGUUUUGAACAUUAGUGACUUCUCUUGCACUCAUUGUUCUGACAGACAGAAUUGCUCAUGAUUUUUAUUAAGCUGGUCUUGAAUAUUCACAAAACUUCUUGAGACAUUUGCGUCACACUUUUCACAUUACCUGUGUAGGUAGUUGCAUCAUGUUACUUCAAUGAAUUUGUAAAACUUGAAGCCAUAAAAAAAAUAUUAGUUCUGUGUAUAAUGAGGCGUGGGAGAAAUAACAGAAAAUCUAACCUGCUUUUUAGAUCUUGUGUUAUCUCCAUGUAUAAAGUUACAGACUUGUGCUUUUGUAUCAGUGCCAGCUGUACAUUUUUUUACAUACAGUGGCUGCCUUCUAUGUCUUCCUAUUUUUGAUAAUGCAGAUUGUUGGGAAUUCAGUAAGGAAGUGACUGAUUAGAAGCAAAAUCCUAUAUUGGUCCUGCUUUUUUGAUUUUUCCCCCCUCACCACCUUAAACAAAAUACCCUAUAAUGUACCAGUGUAACUUAGAAAAGAUGCUGAGGCUGUGUUUGCCCUUGGAUGGAAGACUUUCCAUGUGAGAGGAAGAGCAACUUAGUAAAGCUGUCCUUGUAAAUUAUUUUUGAGAAGCAGGAUUUACUGAAUAUAUUUUUGGCAUUUAGUUUUAACAAUGUAGAGCAAUGGCUUCCAUUUUUAGUUGGAUUUCAUAUAGGUUUAAGUUAGGCUUUUUUGUGUAUGCGCAAUGGCAAGCAAUGUUUAAAAUAGAUGCAAUGAUGGGGGGAUCAGGAACAAUGCUUCUCUGUUACACUGGUAGUGAUCUGAAUGGGAAUUGAUUCCAACUCUUAUGUUGAAAUAGUUUUUAAUUAACAAGCACUGAAACAUGCAGACUGUUUGGUUUUUUGGGGAGGGUCAGGAGAGAAACCGCCCUGCAAGCUGCAGCGUGUUUUCUUGUUAAACCCUCAUCAAACUCUGCAUUUAAAUGGGUACUUGAGGCCAACCUUCAAAUUUAAAGUUUUAAAGUAACUUUUUUCCACUGUAAAUAUAUAUGUAAAUAAGCGCAAUUGGAAACUAGAACAGUAGAGUACUUUUCUGAAUCCAAUCCUAUUUUUAUUUUAUACAGUAUUUCUCAGCUGUGAUCUUUGGAGCAAAAGCCAACGGCAGGAAUAAUAGUUUGUACCAGUUUCAUGAAGUAUGUCUUUUGGUUUUUGUAAAUAAUUUUAACUCGAAUAAAAAUUGCUACUUUCAAUACAUAA